UCACAAUGCAGCACAGCGUACGGCUAUGUCGACAUCGCAAGGAGGUGUAGCGCAGCACCAGCAUGUCACGCAGCCCCCGAGUACAACUGACCAGCCUUUGACGCCUCUGCUAACCGACAAGAAGCCAUUUGCGGGAGCGCUUCGCGUUAUUGCACUUUUUAGAGACAUCCAAGCAGGAAGAAUUACCAAGCGAGACACGCAGGUAGAAUUCCAGCUUGCAGAAGGAGAGUACGGUCACAUAGAGAGGACACUCCGACGAGACGAUGUGCUUUCGGGUUACGUGCAAGAUAAAAUACGGUAUGACUACGACGAAGAUCAAUGCAGACUGUUUGUUCGCGUGUCUACCGAGACACACGAACGCUUCAUUGACGCAGUAGAGGAUGACAUUCGGAGCCAGCUGAAAAAGAUCCGGAACGGAUUAGGGAGGAAGGCUGAAUUCGCGCAGAAAGUGCAUCCAGUCCGAUUAACUGAGAUACGUUUCGACGCCAGCGCUUUGUCUAGCAAAUCGAAGUACGAGCCAGACGCGUCAUUUAGGCAUGAAGAUGCACAAUAUCCGGGCGUCAUUAUCGAAGUCGCGUACUCGCAACAACAGGGGCGCUUAGGCCAGUUGUCUGAGAACUAUAUUCUAGAUUCGGAUGCCAACAUACGGGUGGUUGUCGGCCUAGACAUUGCGUACGGCAAGGAGUCGCGCAAAGCAACGUUGUCAAUAUGGCGGUCCCAACUGUUCGAUACUACUGACGGGCCUGAAUUACGAGCGGUGGAUGUGGUCAUGGAUGAGGCUUUCCGCGACGAUGAAGGAAAUCCCGUCGAUCAUCCAGGCUUGCGGCUCCACCUCAGCGACUUCACUUGCGAGGGACUUGCCCGGGAAGAACUGGGAGAUGAGGAUGCAGAUAUUUGCAUCUCUGGGAUACAACUCUGCCGAUAUAUUGAUGCGGCAGAGGGCAAAGUGGGGCGAGCACUGCGCACGGAAUCUUUGGGUAAUAAUGUCAAGAAGCGGAAACGGUCGGAAACACCUGCAGAAAUUCAGUCCAGUGAUGAAGCUAAGUACGCUAAACAAGAGGAGAGAGCUGCGAAGCGUGCAGAUUAUGACGUGGAUUACCAGGACAAACGAUCGACCAAAAGUCGUUCAGACUAAAAUACCAAUUAUGUUUUAUCACGCC
This is a messenger RNA of Cucurbitaria berberidis CBS 394.84, 1160 nucleotides long. RefSeq lists its product as uncharacterized. Lineage: Eukaryota; Fungi; Ascomycota; Dothideomycetes; Pleosporales; Cucurbitariaceae. The record is from RefSeq and is a predicted model, not a curated record. The transcript is spliced from 3 exons. Bases 26 to 1135 code for a protein of 369 amino acids.